AUGUAGCGCUGCGGGGUGGCGGAGCGAACGGAGCCAAGAGUGAUCCGUAUCGUACUUCAGCUUCCCCAUGGAGCCCGUCAAGCGUAAGCCUUGGGAGAUGAAUGUCGGCAAGAAGGACUGGCGUUCAUCUGACGAUUGUGUUUUGUUCUCGGAACACUUCACGCCAGACAGCGACAGCGGCGACUUGCGCCUGCUUGCCGAGUUCGGAAUACCCGGGACAAAACUGAGGCUACGGCCAGGCCCGAUGCCGACCGUGUUCGCGCACCGAUCCAUCCGGAAGGCAGUGCCCCGGCCAAACAUUGUGUUCGGGUGCAGCUACAUCGGUGGCGGAUCUAUGAAACACGCGGAUGGAGUGCACCUUUCUGCGAAACCGCCGCUGAUCUCGCCUUUGUCCAUCGUCGAUGAAGGCUGUGUCCACAAUUCAAGUGCCGUUUCUGGCGAGCCAUGGUUCAAUCUGCACGUGGACACGGUCUACCGCGCACCUACCUCGAGGACCCUGGCGUCACUAAGAAGACAUCGGCAUGACGGAUUCUUGGGCAUGAAAAAAGCUGCGGCAGUGACGGUCUUCAGUGGACUCGGCGGCGCGGCCGUGACGAUGUUGUCUCACGUACCUGUCUACAUGCAGGUAGCAGCUGGUGUACGCAUGUCAAGUUGCACAGUUUGCUGACCAGCGCGCGUGGUAGAUACGACGCUGAUUGUCGUGUCUGACGUCAUCGACUAGGAACAGCUCAAGCGACACCUGCCUGAGGGACAGUUCUACUUAAGGAGUAGGCGGACUUCAUGACUUCCAUUCGGCAGCAGAGGGUGCGGCUACGACAACGUGCCUAACUAUUCGCCGUAUUCUGUACAGCUAGCCGUGCAGGCCCGAUGGCCAUCGGCAGUGCAUCGCGCGAUCGACACCGACCUUGACGAGACACAGGAGCGCGCCGACGGCGAUGAAGAGCAGUCCCACGGUGCGUGUGUGUGUCAUGCCGCCCCCCACGCCGAU
Messenger RNA from Dermacentor albipictus, 988 nucleotides. Lineage: Eukaryota; Metazoa; Arthropoda; Arachnida; Ixodida; Ixodidae. The record is from RefSeq and is a predicted model, not a curated record.